Molecule: messenger RNA, 4035 nt
Organism: Frieseomelitta varia
Lineage: Eukaryota; Metazoa; Arthropoda; Insecta; Hymenoptera; Apidae
Gene: Hyccin
Product: hyccin
Exons: 8
Coding region: 1-1548 (515 amino acids)
Biological process (GO): phosphatidylinositol phosphate biosynthetic process; protein localization to plasma membrane
Cellular component (GO): plasma membrane
Source: RefSeq, a predicted model, not a curated record
AUGACGGAAAGUUUAAUAAAUGAAUGGUUAGCAGAUUGUGCAGAUGUAUCAUCAUCGGAACUUCAUACUUUUGCAACUACUUUAUCUCAAGACAAUGAAAUAGUCAGAGCUCUUUAUGUACUCUUGGAAGAACGUAGUAAAUAUGGUCAGUUGAUGGAUAUAGUAUGUGAUCAAUUAUACAAUUUUUAUCGCUCUCGAGAAACAGAAUUACAAAGAUUCACCUUGCAAUUUUUGCCAACAUUAGUAUAUAUUUAUUUAAAUUCUGCAGCUCAUGGUGAUAUUAAGAAUUGUCGGUCUGUAGAAACACUAUUGAUUGGCUUGUAUAAUCUAGAGAUAGUGGAUAAAUCUGGACAACAAAAAGCAAUUUCUUUUAGACUACCUUCACUUGCUAUGCUUUCUAUAUUUCAUGAGCCUGCAAGUUUAGCACCUGCAUCUUUAACGGAGAGUGCAGUGCGUAGGUUUGAAGAAUGUAAUACAAAACUCGUUAGUUGGGGUCCACUGCAACAAGUUGAAACACUAAAUGCUCAGAAUAGAUUAAAAGUUAUGACUGCUCUUCUUUUUAUCUACAAUCAACAACUCGGUUAUAUAAGUAAAUUCGCGUUGGAGCAAUUAUGCAAAGUUGCUACCAAACUCGUCACUCAAGGAUUUAUGAAGCCUGGACAUCAUCAACGAUCUUCGUACGGAAGCGAGUCCAGUUUUGUUCCAAGACUUUUACCUCGUAUACCCGUAUCGAGUCAAUUUCUGCUUGAAUUUUUGCAUGCUGUAUAUUUUGCUAUGUAUAACGAUUGUUGGUAUUUAGGAACACAAGCAGUAGAAGAUAUUCAUAAUCGAGCAUGUUAUGAGACGUAUCCAGAUGUUAUGCUUGUCACCAAUGCUAUACGUAAUUCCGCCAGUAAUGGACCAUCAGGUCAACCUAGCGAUGGACCAAUUGGCAUUAGUGUUGCAUUAUCGCCAGCAACUGCAACUGCUACGGUGUCCAAAUCAAUGAUCACAAAUGCUUCGUUCCGGACCAAAAAGUUACCAGAUGAUAUACCGAUUCAAGAAACGAAGGAAGAUUCUGGAGGAGAAGGUAAAAGUAAUCUUGUAUCAAUCACAGAAGAAGAAUCGAUAGAACCAAGUAGAGUUGGUUCAAUGAGACAAUCGAAGGAUCAAAAGACUGCGUCUAAAAUCACGAAUUUCCCAGUACUUGGGAAAAAACCGCGAGAAAAGGAUGGUAAGGUAGCUAAGACUUAUAUUAGCAUACCUGAGAAGGAGAAGAAACUUGGAUCUCAAGCGACUUCAAAGGAGAGUAUUAAAGGUAGUUCCUCAAUGUUAAAUAGUGACUCGACAGAAAUUGAUGGAAAUAUUAAUGGGUGUUCUAUCAGGAAAAAGAAUAAUAGUGUAGAAAAUAAUUCAGCUACAGUAGACAGUAAUAUUUCUUUGAUCGAUGGCGAACGUCUUGCGUUAGGCGGAGAAAUAGAUAACUCUAAUAUGGAAACUCCUAUUACUUUAAGAACGCAUAAUGAAACUGAAUCAUUAACUUCGUCUAUCCAAGUUAGCUCUGUUUAAGUUAUUACAAAUAGAUUUUUAAAAUGGACAUAAGAAAAAUAGUAGUGGACUAUAUUGAAUGAAAUAAAUUGUUUUUUAUAGUUUCUUAUCUUCUAUAUAUUGUAAAUACAUUUUCUUUCCUUCAAGUUUAAGAACAUACACUUCGUCUUUUAUGUAUAAUUUAAUUCAAUUAUUGAUUCUCAGAUAAAGACUUCAUUUAAAAUGAUAUUGUAUUUUGAAGAAAACAGUUUUACAUAUAGUUGAUUCAAAAGUGGUCCAUUACUAUAUUGAUCUCCAUACUCAGUUAAAAAAAGAACUAGUAAAAUAAUAAUGGGGAAGGGAACAAUAACUUAACAUAUAUUUUUUUCUUCAAUAAAGGUACAUCCUCGCAUAUUAAAAGAUUCUAUUUAUCAUCCUUAUAACAUGUCUGUUAAAUUCAUUCAAUAGAUAUCUAUUUUUUUCAAAUAUUUUAAUAUCUGAUUAUUUAAAGAUUAUUUUAAUUAUCAAAAAGUAGUAGACCAGCCCUAUAUUUAAAAAAUGAUAAUUUAUUCAAUAUUUAAAUUGAUCCGAAAUAUGAAAGUAAAUGGAUUUCCCUGUAUUCUUUUCGGAAGUUUAUUAAAUUAAAUGACAUUAUUUUUUAAUAUUUGUAUUAUUUAAUUUCAUUAUAUUUAUAGCUAUUAAUGGCUAAUUAUUUCACGCAAGCCCAUUUGUUCUGGAUUCUACAAUGAAAAAUGGCAAUAGUUUUAUUUAAAAAAUGAUUUGCAUCCUCAAAUAUCAAGUAUUGUGUGAAAAGAAUACAAUAUGAUUGACUUGUACUUGGAGACAGAAAUUAAAUUUAAAAAAUCAUAAUUUUUUUAAUAAUCAUACUUUCCACGUAGUACAAAAAUUGUAUUUGUUUUUCAUAAAUUUCUAAUGAACAAAAUAUUUUUAGCCUCAUCGUACUCAUCUGUCCAAUGUUGAUUUUGAAAUAAUUUAUUUGAGUAUUUUUCCAUAAUUCUAAUAUUAAGAGUAUUCUUAUUUUAUAGUAAAAAUACAGAGAGCAACAUGCAAAUAAAUCUGCGAUUCUGAUAGUAUUUCUCUUUGUAAAUGCACUGUAAGUGCAUUGUUAUAGGAAAUAUAUAAAAAAAAUUUUUAUUUAAAAUUAUUUAUUAUCUAUUGUUUUAAUUAAAAUAAAAAUUUUUUGUAACUAUUAAAAAAAUACUAAGAAUCAUAAAAAAGAAUCAUAAACAUGAGUAAAAUAUAUUUAAAAAAUCAUAACUUGGAAUUGGUAUUUACUUGAAAAGACUGUAUAUUGCAUCACAUUAUUACUUAGUCUAAUAAAGAAAAAUAUACCACUAUGAUUUGUUAACCAAUGAGAGUGUUCAGUGCGGCAUUGUAUGGAUAUUAAUGUCAAAUUAAAAAGAAAACAAGAUAUAUAAUAUAUCUUAUAUAAAUGUUUUAAAGCAAUCAUUUAAUUGUUGUGACACUUCAGAAGUUUUCUAUUAAUUAUAAAGUCAGUCUAUCAAAUAAUAAAAGAAGGCUGGAUUUAUAUUCUACUUCUUAUGAAAGAUAAAACUUUGCAUUUUAUCAUUACUUUCAUGGAAACAAAUUAAUUCAUGACAAUUCCAUACAAUAUAUAUUAAAAAAGGGUUAAUUAGAUUCUUUAAAAAUUAAUCAACUUGUAUGCAUAAUAUAAUUUAAAUUUAUUUAAAUAUAUUUUACAAUAUUAAAAUUGUUCCCUAUUCCUAUGUAUUGUCAUACAAUUACAAAUCGUAUACUAUAAUUUUUCAAUAAAAUUUUUUAUUUUCAUUUCUUUUAUAUCGUUACAAAAUAUGAAGCGCAAUAUAUCUUUGUAUCUUUUCCAAACAUUGAAAACAAUUAAUUGGGAAAAAAAUUAAUUGGAAGAACUUUUAUAAUCGGUAGGAUGUUAAAAUGAAAAUAUGUGAACACAUUCUACUUACAUGUUAUGUGAAAAAAGAAACAAAAUUUUGAAAAAUGAUUUUUAUAUUAAUUAAAAAUUUUUAAUUAAUAGCCACCAGAGAUACAAAGAUAGAAACCACAAGAUUAUAGAUUAAUUUAUUUUAGAGGGAACCAGAAUUUAAUUUUCUGUAUCACUGCCAUGUAGUGUAAUUUAAUCAAUUAAAUUGCACUGAUUAAGUUCAUAACAUACUUAAAUUCAUAAGUUUGGUUGAUUUGUAUUAUUAUACCUAAAAUUGCACACCCUAUAUAUGCGUGUGUGAGAUACAAAUAUUUAAACGAGCAAAAAGUAACAUGAACUGUAAGUAUUAAUGAAUUACAUAGAAAGAAUAUCUAUACAAAAAAUAAUAAGUUGAAUGUUUGUUAAAGUUAAUACUUGUACAAAAAGAGAGAAAGGAAAAUUGGUAAAUAUAUAAGAAUUGUAAAAUUUAAUGUAAAUUUUGGAGCCAUUCACCGUUCGUCUUAAAAUUGCUCUUUUCUGUAUAUUUGACAAAUUCUCUUGAGCAUCUAAUUAUAUCAAAUAUACAUAGAGAAACCUCUUGUAUAUGAAAA